This is a messenger RNA of Monomorium pharaonis (pharaoh ant), 774 nucleotides long. RefSeq names its product myb/SANT-like DNA-binding domain-containing protein 3. Bases 1 to 774 code for a protein of 257 amino acids. The record is from RefSeq and is a predicted model, not a curated record. Lineage: Eukaryota; Metazoa; Arthropoda; Insecta; Hymenoptera; Formicidae. The transcript has 4 exons.
AUGGAGAAAAAAAAUAAAGCUUGGAAAGCUAUUACCCAACAAUAUGAAAUUAACGCAAUGAAAAAUGGUAUAACUAUUCCAAGAACAAAUGCUCAACUGAAAAGAUGUUGGACUAAUUUAAAAUGUAGGAAAGCUGAUUCAGCCAAUAAACAAUAUCAGUUACAGACUGGUGGUGGUCCACCAGCUAAAAUAAACGAAGAUGAAGACCUAAAUGAAACUGUUCGUUCCAUUGUUCCUACAAUAGAUUUUACUCUAGAUCUAGAAAACCCAUGGGACAGCACAGCUGAAUUUGAAAGUAUAGCAUGCAGUGAAGACGAAAUAUUUGUUAAUGAUUCAUGUGAAGUAGAAAGUAUGGAAAUGAAUGAAGAUUAUGGACAAUAUGAAUAUUGCGAAGACUUUGGCAAAAACGAUGAUCAAGUUCCAUGUUCCAGUAUAAGCACUAAAAGUGCAAACAAUUAUGUUCAGCCCAAUAAACAUCUUUCUAUAAGUAGUGUUGAAAAUGCUGCAAGGAAGAUAUCAACAGAUACAAAUUUUACGAAAAAACCAUUAAGUCAAUUCAACAUAAGUGCUGUAUCAGAAAUUAGAUUACAGAAAUUAGAAGAGGCAAUACAACAACAAGCUGAAUUACAUCAGAAAAAACUUCAUGCCAUAACUGUGGAAAAAGAGUAUUGGGAAGAAAUGAAAAAUACUGUCGCACUAAAAAAAAGUGUUUAUGUGUUAGAAAUCAAAGCAAUGAAAGCGCAAUUAAAAUAUUGGGAAGAAAAACAAAAUUAG